GAAAGGGAGAGCGAGAGCAGGGGAGAGAGGGAGAGAGAGAGGGUGUGAGAGAGAGACAGAAAGGUACGGUAUAGGCUGCAUCUUCAACCAACGGGAGUUGGCAUUCCCAUGCACAGCAGACAAAGAGGGGGAAAACGGGCGGAGGCGGGUGGGAGAGUAAAUCGCCGAAGAGUGAGGUGAGGCAGAGCUCAUUCAGUGGGAAACGUUGAGCUUGCGGAGCUCCUCGGAUUUUACUGAGAGAGAAUCCCUCCGUUUGGUCUGUGAGGCGCUCCUGUCCCGGACCGCUGUGGCUCACCCUCUCUGAAGAAGCGGAUGCGACAAGACCCUGCGAGGGGACAAGACCAAAAACUUUUUUCAUCGUGGUUUGCAACAAAGUGCCAACAGUAUGCCUAAACAAGUGGAGGUGAGGAUGCACGAGAGUCACCUGGAGCCCAUUGAGGCCAGGCCUCAGUCUAAAUGUGCCAAAAUCUGCUCCUCGAUGUUUAAGAACCUUCUGCUCACACUCACUGUCUUCGGUGUGAUCUUGGGAGCUGUAGCGGGGAUGUUGCUUCGUGUUGCCUCCCCAAUCCACCCAGAUAUUGUCAUGGUGAUUGCUUUUCCUGGAGAUAUCCUGAUGAGGAUGCUGAAGAUGCUGAUCCUCCCUCUCAUCAUCUCCAGUUUAAUCACAGGUCUGGCCGGUUUGGACGCCAAAUCCAGCGGUCGCCUGGGCACCAGAGCUAUGGUCUACUACAUGUCCACCACUGUUAUUGCUGCUAUCCUGGGAGUCAUCCUGGUGUUAGUCAUCCACCCUGGCAACCCCAAACUGAAGGAGAAUCUGGGCGAGGGCGAGAAAAAUGAUGAUGUGUCCAGUUUGGAUGCCUUCUUUGAUCUGAUCAGGAACCUGUUCCCAGAGAACCUUGUGCAGGCUUGUUUCCAACAGAUCCAGACAGUCACAAAGAAGGUGGAGGUUGUCGUUGAGGAAGAUGUCAAUGUCACCACCGUGGAGGGACUGGUGGCGAACAUUACCAAGGAGCCUCAGUUCAUCGUCAAAAAGUCCCUGCAGUUCAAAAGUGGCAUGAAUGUUUUGGGUCUGAUUGGUUUCUUUAUUGCAUUUGGCAUCUGCAUGGGCAAGAUGGGAGAGAGGGCCAGACUCAUGAUUGAAUUCUUCAACAUCCUCAAUGAGAUUGUGAUGAAACUUGUCAUCAUGAUCAUGUGGUACUCUCCCUUGGGUAUUGCCUGUCUGAUCUGUGGUAAGAUAAUUUCCAUCAAGGAUCUGGAGGUGGUUGCCAGGCAGUUGGGCAUGUACAUGGUGACUGUAAUUAUUGGCCUCAUCAUCCAUGGAGCAAUCUUCCUGCCCAGCAUCUAUUUUGCUAUCGUCAGGAAAAACCCCUUCACCUUCUUCCUGGGAAUCUUCCAGGCCUGGAUCACUGCUCUGGGGACAGCCUCCAGUGCUGGUACACUGCCUGUCACCUUCCGUUGUCUGGAGGAAAACUUGGGUAUUGACAAAAGAGUCACUCGUUUUGUGCUCCCAGUCGGUGCCACCAUCAACAUGGAUGGAACUGCUCUGUAUGAGGCCGUGGCUGCCAUCUUCAUUGCCCAAAUGAACGGUGUCCACCUUGACCCGGGUCAGAUUGUGACUGUCAGUCUGACAGCCACCCUGGCCAGUGUUGGAGCAGCCAGUAUUCCCAGUGCCGGCCUGGUGACUAUGCUGUUGAUCCUGACCGCUGUAGGCCUGCCAACCCAGGACAUCAGUCUGCUGGUUGCUGUCGAUUGGCUGCUGGAUCGAUUCAGAACCUCAGUGAACGUGGUGGGCGACUCCUACGGUGCAGGCAUCGUGUACCACAUGUCCAAGGCAGAGCUUGAAGAGCUGGAUGCUCACAUGGCUAAAUCUGACGACAUUGAAAUGAUGACGAAGACCCAGUCUUAUUAUGACGAUAUGAAGAACCACCACGAAAACAAUUCCAACCAGUGCGUCUUAACCGCUACCGCUACUACAACCGCUACCGCCACUGCUAACAAUUCUGUCGUAGUAGAUGAAUGCAAGGUAACCUCAGCCACUAACGGCUCUGCUGCGGAGUGCACGCUUGUUGAGGAGGAACCAUGGAAACAUGAAUAAUGGCAGCACAGAGAUCCCCUGCUCCUGGGCUCCACAAGCUUUCCUACCUGGUGAUAAAAGAGUGAAUGAAAAAAAAUGUCACAUGAACAGAACUACUAAUUGUUUUUUAUGUAGUUUAGUUUUCUCUUUUUUUUAUUAGUCCCUUUAAACAUUUUUGUAACUGUCUAUCUGACCAAUAUAUAAUACUAAUUCACUUAACCGUGAAAUGAUAACAGAGGUACUUUACCUGCUAGAGCACAAUUAUGUCCUAUAUAGCAGAUCCUUGCACAACAUACUUCAAGGCUUGGAGAGGGAAGGAAGAGAAAAAAGUUAGAUAAGCUAUUCUUAGCAAUACAUCCUGAUUCUGCAUUAUAGAGAUGAGAGAAGAAGUGGCUGCAUAACGUGGGAUGCACUGAGAUCAUCUUUUCCAAGUUUCAUACAGGUGAUUCAUUACUCUAAUGCCAGAAGAUGAGGUGGACUUAGGGAAUUAAUCAUUCAUGGCAACCAACGUAAUGCUUGUACUGAACUUCCUUGUGUUGCAUCCCUGUCUGUACCAUCACAUACAUGCAGAGGGCCACUGCAUUUUCAUUUUCAGCUCUGUCUCUCAUCUUAAGAGUAUCGCUUAACAGUUAAAGGCCUUUGAAGUGCAUCUGAUCACAUCUGCCUUUGCUCAAUAUUACCCACUAUCCCUGAGGUCCAGUAAACUGAUGAAAGGGUAGGUGGCAGGGAGAAUGAUAGCAAACAGGAACAUGGCGCUGAGCCUCAUAACCCACAAGCACAGUCACCGUGGAAUUACAAAGCACAAAUCAUACCAUGGAGCCCAUUUUUUUAAAAAUUCCCCUUUUGUUUUCCCUUUUUCGUAUAUUGGAAUGAAAAUGGACUUUUUUUUCUUUCAGUCACCUGUUGAGUGAGAUAUAAAACUUACUUCUGUGUGUGUCUGCGUGUGUGUGUGUGAGCGAGAGAGCUGGGGGUUAAGAACAUGACCAAGUCAAUUAUAGGGACCAAACAGGCAGAAAAUCAAUCAACUCACAGAGGCCUUUGAACUGCCUCCAUGACGCAACACAUUUUUCAGUUUUCUUACACUGGUUACAUUAUAACUGGCUGGCACAGCCUCUGAUAUUUCCACUUUUUCUGAUGAAGCCUCAAAAUUUCAAGCUAAGAAAAUCACUGCCCUACAUAUGAAACUUCAUACGGUACUUUCACUUUUUACAAAUAACUUUAUGAUACCAAUGAAAGUAAAGUCAAAUUAGCGGCAAUAUGAUUAUGAGAGCAAAUUGACAUAUCUGAGUAAAAUUUAGCACAAAAAAGAGAUUAUAUAGAGCACAAACAAAGUGACAGAGCACAAAUAAAGCCAAAAUGCCAAUGCAUAAUCAGAGUCAUGCACAUUAUCUUUCCAUGUCGACACUGAUCGUAUAUUCCAAGUUUUUAAAAAAUGAUUUAAAAAAACCCAAUAAGGGAGAGCAAAAGAUACUCAGGCUUGUAUGUUUACUCUUACAGGGAAAAAUGUUGUAAUCCUAAAAUGUUUACUCGCUUACUACUUGAGCUUUUCACCUCAAGAAAAAAAAGCCUCUUAACAGCACAUCUUUGGAAAGCUUUGACUUUGGAAAAGGUGACAGUUUACUGCAAAAGACUUUGUUGAAAGACAAUAAUUUUAUAAUAUGAUAAGACAACAGGAAGGGAGGUUUCCCAACACACACAGUAAGCACACACACGCACAAAUAUAUUUCAGACUACAUUUAGCAGGUGAAUGAUCCUCAAUCUGUGUAUCUGAAAAACACAGACGUGGUUAUUAUUGAACACUGAUAGAGUGCACAAGGAGAACGACCUGAAAACAUUUUUAAAAAAAGAAACGGAGGAAGGAAGUAGCGCAGCUCUUGGCUGUCAGAUGGAUUCUUGGCUUGCACAAACAAAGAGACAGAUCAUUGAUAUAACACUCCUUGGGGAGGCUCGCCAGCUUCUUGUUUAGCCAGACCUAAAAAGGUAAACAACAAUAUAUUUUAGCCACCAGAGCUCAAGACUGUUUCUACAAACCCUAGAUGCUGCAGCUGUUGUGUCCAUAUUGGUGAGAAGAACAAAAAAAUGGACACAUACAGUAACACGCAUUAUGCCAGAAUGUUGCCAACUAUCAGGUAAAAAAAAAAACAAACAUAAUCCUCUCAUACAACCAAAUGGCUUAAAAAAAAGAUCUGCAAACGUACAGUCAAAGCCGGACUACUGGCUGUUAAUCUUUUUUGAGCCCAUGUGCAUGAGAGGUGAGAUUUCUGUGACGUGGGUGUGGAUUUGAUUUAUUUUUUUUUUUAAUUAAUGUUGUGUCCUUCUCUCUUGUCUUGUUUCUUUUCACUUGUGCUUAAUGACAACCUUGCCUUGAAGAUGUUCACGUCAAAUGCCAACAACAUGCGAAGUAACACUAGGGAAACUUAACAAAACACUUAGCGCAGCACUCUGUCCUUCAGUUCCUGAAACACACUCGGAGAGGACAUCUUUCACUUAGCUUUCCUUUAAGCUAACAGCAGUGUGCUUUGAUACCACUUAGUGCUCACUUGGUGUUCUGCUGUUCACACACUGAUGCAUACCAUACACACACAAAAAGCAAGCAUGCGCAUACACUCACACGCACACACACAAAUUCACCUUUUUUUUCUUUUUCUUUUUUUCUUUUUUUGCAAGUGCACACAUACAAACACACACGUAAACACUCUAAAACCUCGAAGGUCACUACAUUUAUAAUUGUAAUCAGCGAGCUGCAGAGAACAGCACUGACAACCUAACAGGGCCUUUGAGCCUGACCUUUUGACCUUGUGAUCUUCAGGAAAAUAAAAUUACGAAAAAAAAAAACAAAAAAACAACAAAAAAACAAACAAAACAACUCUCCAGUAAGGAGACAAUGCAGACAGUAGUGUCACCAAUGGGGAUUGAGUGUUGGACCACUAUUAUGUUCAAACUCACGGUUUUAGAAGCAUGAAUAAAAUAAAAUAAUUAUUUUUUGCACCACUAUCUUAAAAGCAUGAUAUUUUGAAGUGCCUCCUUGCACUUUGUGUAUAUAUUGUAGGUAACAGAUUUUUUUUUUUUUUUUGGUUCCUUUUGUUUUCUUUUGGGGGGCAUUGAAAUGGUAUGUAGGAAUAUAGUUUCAUUGCUGUGACAUUUUUAAUGUAAUCCUCUAGAAAAAAAUAUCAUCUAUGUCCUGAGUAAAAUUAGAUUAGACAAAAAUGUAUAGAGAGGAAAUCGUGUAAUAAAUUGCUUGUUUUUUUAUUCUCUAAUAGCUGUUAACUAGUUGUUUUACUUACCUGUCACACACCAAUAUAUAAAUAUCUUUUUUUUGUAUCUAAUGUAAGCGUUUUGAAUGUUUGUUCCAUGAAGAUAUAAGCAGUGUGCAUUCAUUUUCAUUGUACAUAAAUAAAUAUAUAAUUGUUCUGUUCAGUGGCAAUGCAGAAUUUUCCAGAAAUUACAGUGAUCCUGAAGCAAACACUGUUUGCAUGAUGAUGAGAAAAAAAGAGAGCAAGAAUGAGAGAGAGAGAGAGAGAGAGAGAGAAAGAGAGCAAGGGGAAGUUUCUGCUUUGACAAAAGGGGGCCAACAUGAGUUGUUUUGUUGGGAAUUACUGUGAUAAAGGCUGCUAGGAAAGAAAGGUAGAUAAAAGAAAAAGGUCAAAUUUGCCCUGGAUGUAGAAUAGAGUGAGGAAUCAAACACAACCUAGUAGUUGAUUCGAGUGAAAGAACAAACAUCAGAUGUAUUCAGAUGCCUGUUACAGUAUAGAGCAACAUUCCUCAGGUGACUCAUCUGAACCAUUUUGUCUUUUCAAUGGAAAAAACUGGCUUUAGUCUCAGGCAUCUUUGUUUACCUGGUGCAUGUGCAUUUCAAGCUGGAAGACAUGGACAUCUAGACCUUUAAGAUUCCGUGUUAGCCUGUCUACAUGCCACAUCUCCACACAUUUUACCCAAUGAGACUCUGUCGUACCAUCAACAUCAUGGAGGUUGAUAGGAAUCCCUCUCAGUAAACUGCCUUUACUCCACUUGCCUUUUGUUUUUGCUUUCUACUAAUAGAAACUAUAUGCACGCACAAACACCUGGAACCUGCUGAGCUAAAUGGUACUGAUUACAUGGAUAUUGAUUGACACAGUAUUUCAACAAAAAAGCCAGUAUAUCUUCAAGCUUGUCCUUUUCUACUGAAAUGUGUCUUUCUGAAGAAACUCCUAAAUAGAGCUGAUAACCUGUCUCACUCCUGCCUACGACGUGCUUUCCUCAUCUUACUUUUCUAGGCCUUCCCUCUUUGUAAAGUUGUUGUAAUUCUGAUGUAAAGGCAGAGCGUAUGUGUGGAGGAGAUACACUAUCGAGAAAAAAAGACAAAAAAAUACAUGAAUUCUUUCCUCGGUCGAUGGUAUACAUAAAAAAAAUCUGUUUCUACAUAUCAAGUGUUGUACCUUUCGUGUACAUAUACAAAUAUAACUAAUAAAUGUUGAUUCAUAACUAAA
Molecule: messenger RNA, 6540 nt
Organism: Lates calcarifer (barramundi perch)
Lineage: Eukaryota; Metazoa; Chordata; Actinopteri; Centropomidae
Gene: slc1a2b
Product: solute carrier family 1 member 2b
Exons: 11
Coding region: 386-2095 (569 amino acids)
Biological process (GO): L-glutamate transmembrane transport
Cellular component (GO): plasma membrane
Molecular function (GO): neutral L-amino acid transmembrane transporter activity; L-glutamate transmembrane transporter activity; glutamate:sodium symporter activity
Source: RefSeq, a predicted model, not a curated record